UGCCGGGUACAGCAGGAUGGCGUCUGCGGACUGUGUGGAGGAAUGAAGCGACUGACCGCUGACGGUUUCCCCGCUGAACCCGCACUACCGGCGGCAUCAAGUGUUUCACAGAGAGGAGCUUCCGACGUCACUGAGCUAUGAGGAGUGGAGUGCUGUUGCCGGCAGGCGGUCUGGCUCUUGGACUAUGCUGUGUUUGUCUACUGGGUGGUGCCUCCUGAGCCGAGCUCGCCCCCCCCGCCUUACUGCUCAGUCCAUCACCAUGUACACCACCCGCCUCUACAGCGCCGGAGGGGGAGGUGGAGGAGGUGGGGUUAAACAGGGGCGAAGAGCGGGGCUGGCAGUGCUCGAGUCACCCCACCCUGCUCACCCCCACCACCCACACCCAGCGCCGCCUCCCCCCACCUACCCACUGUACCAGGCCCACCCCGACGUCCACCGAGGAGGCCACUUCCACCAUCACUACCACCCUCAUCCGCAGCCCCACUUGGCCCCACCCCCCCUGGCCCAGCACUACCACACCUCCAUCCCUUCUUACGGGGGCGGAGCUUCAGCCGGAGGGCCAGCCAGCGGGAGCAAGAAGAAAACAUGGAACUUCAUCCAUGAGAAGAUGAGCUACGACACCUUCUUCACCAUGAAGCGCCUGAUCGAGCGCUCGCGGCGGCCUGACGAGGUCCUGCGCUGGGUCACCCAGAACCCCGCCAAGAUCUCCCACAACCACUACCCUGUCGCUCUUCAGAAGAUCGGACAGCUGCUGCAGGCCACACCCCUGCCACGCACCACCGGGGACGAUGGUGUGGUUUCUGGAGAUGGAGCAUCGCAGGAGAACGGGCGGCAGAUUCUGGAACAUCAGGACUUCCAGACGCUCUGCGCCGCCAUCGUUAGCGACUGUGCCAAGUUUGACAACUUCAGCAUCGUCAACUGUCUGUACGCCGUGGCCGCGCUUGGUAUGUCCAGUGAUUCCCAGGUGGUUCAAGUCCUGGAGGCUGAGUCCCAGUCCAGACUGAACCAGUUCAACCAGAAGGACGUAUCCAUGGUGUUCAGUUCCAGCAUGAAGCUCCACCCGGGCAGCCAGCACCCACUGACAGAGGCCUGCCUGGCGGGCCUGGAGAAGAACCUGGAGCGAGAACGCCACCCUCAGACGCUCUUCCUGCUGCUGUCUUACUACCGGCUCAAGUGGCGCUCGCUGCACCCUUCAGAACCGACUGCUGGUACUGGUGCUGGUACCAGUCCUAACGCCUGCACGCCUCCAAACCCAGAACAGCUGCUCGCCAACAGAAAGAUCCUCCGUCUAGUCAAACACACCCUGUCCAGUGUCAGCGGAGUCCGGGACCAGGAGAUGGCGCUGCUGGACGAAAUGCUGGCGGCGUGCGUUUGUGAGGCGAGCAACAAGAGUCUGGAGCUGAUCUUCAGUUCUCACCUGUUCUACCAGAACCGACAGGAGAAGUUCAUCGGCAGCCUCGCAGAGGAGUUGCCUAAAAAAGUGGACAGCAUCACGCCAUAUACGAUGGCUCUGAUCGCCAAAUACGUCGCCCGCCAUCGACUCAGAGAGACCCGCCUGCUGGACACCAUUGCCGACUUCCUGGUGAAGAAGGCAGAGUAUCUGGACAGUAAGGUGAUCCAGAAGCUGGUGUUCCCGUUGAGCAGGAUGAGCUACCGGCCAUUCAACGAGCAACAGUUCUUCUCUCGAUUGGAGGAGGUGGUGGAGCUGAAGGCGCUCAGCUCGCCGCUCGCCACCGUCAACAUCCUCAUGUCUCUGUUCCAGUUGGGACAUUUUCCCGGCCUGGUUCUGCACAGAGUCUUCUCCUCGGCCUUCAUCAGCAACGUCACCAACAGCCCCUACGCUCUGAUCGUCAGGAGGUACCUCUCUCUGCUGGACGCCGCCGUGGAACUGGAGUACCGAGACUACACAGGUCCUCGUCUCCAGGAUGCCCACAAGGUGCUGAUGUUUGACCACGCCCUCACCGCCGAUGAGGUCAACCGCAAAUACAGCUAUAAAGGUCUGGUGGCAGAAGCUCUGCGACAGCUGGUUGGAGAACAGAACUACAAACAGGACGAGGUGCUGGCCCCGGGGUACUACACAGACUUUGUCCUCUGGCUCGAUGGUUCUGGUCGGGUUCUGCCCAUCAGGUCUGGAUCUGGUCUUCCUGUGAAUGUUGAUCCUCCAUCCUGUGUUGCUAUGGUGACUAAGGCAUCUGAUGAUGCGGUUGCCACGGUGACGUCAGACCUGCAGAAGUUCUCUCCGUUUGUGGCUUUGGAGGACGGUGCCGAGCAGCCGUGUGACGUGGCUGAAGGCACGGGCGGAUCAGUGGAGGCUCGGUCCUUCUUGCCCCCCCACAUCUGCAGCACAGUGGGGACUACCACGGUCUCGGGCCCCCCGCGGGCCAGCACCAACAGCGGGCCCCUGGACUAUGGCCCCUACUAUGUCCCCGCAGGAGAGUACUAUUCCAGUCUGGCUAAGGAGCAGUCUGUGGAGAGCCAGGACAGUUCCACGCUGAGCAGCCCCCCCUCUGACAGCCUGGCUCCUCCGGGGAACCAGGGACCUGCAGGGGCCACCGCCCCACACUCCCUCCUGCAGUUCUCCAUUGGUAAGAUCCUGGAAGAAGAGGGGGCCACGGGGGUCCAGGGGACAGACCGUGAAUUGGCAGGUUUCUACGAAGGGGUGACGUACUGCGAGGGGUCCGGGCCCAACAGGGGGCUCCCGUCCCCCCCAAAGCUCCACCCUGCAGACCAACCAGAACAUCUGCCAAUCGACCAAAGGCAGAUCCAGAGGGUCAUCAUGUCUGUCAAUGACAAGUGGCACUACUGCCACAACUCUGAGGUUCUGGUCGGGUCCAGGGCCAUGAGGGAUCGGCACCUGAGACUGCUGGGAUACGUCAUUCUGCAGCUGCCUUACCAUGAGCUGGAGAAGCUGAAUGGCAUCGAGGAGGUGAAGCAGUAUCUGCACCAGAAGCUGCUGGAGGUUCCACGGUGACCCACCGGUCUGGUGGGGGUGGGGUGCAACUUCCACAGGAUCUAAGAAGCACAUUGUUUUUUAACAAAGCUGAUUAAUUCCUUCCUCCAUCAAUCAGUAAAUGCGAUCAGUGGGGGACCGCAGGUGGACUCGUCCUCCCACCAAGCUGUGCAGCUGAUUAAAGGACCAUUCUGCUGUUUUUACUCAAGCCUGCAUAUCUACUGGACUGAACGUUUGUUUGUCCUGUGUUCUGUCGACCUCCCACUGCUGCGUUCAGGUGCAUCCACAGGUGUGUUCUCCCGUGCAGGUGCGACACAUUCUAGUUACAUCACAGUUUAAGGUGAAAGCAGCAAAGUGGUCCUUACGGGAGUGGUCUGGUUGAUCGCUGUGUGGAUGUGGUUUUUUUUGGGGAGGGGAGUUCUGUUUGAUAAAGUUUGGUAACCAUGGUAACGACGCUGCAUGUGGGACUGUUUUGUAAAAUGUGCCAAAGGCUGGAGGGGGCGGUAGCUGACCGUUGUGGUCAAAGUUCAGAUUAUUUAUUUGUGUAUCAGGUGAUGGACAGAAGGAUGUUUAUAUUCUAUAAAUCUAUAAAACAAA
This is a messenger RNA of Melanotaenia boesemani (Boeseman's rainbowfish), 3547 nucleotides long. RefSeq names its product Fas-activated serine/threonine kinase (gene fastk). Gene Ontology annotation, molecular function: RNA binding. NCBI's taxonomy places the organism in Eukaryota, Metazoa, Chordata, Actinopteri, Atheriniformes, Melanotaeniidae. Bases 185 to 2971 code for a protein of 928 amino acids. The record is from RefSeq and is a predicted model, not a curated record. Gene Ontology annotation, biological process: mitochondrial RNA processing; regulation of mitochondrial mRNA stability. The transcript is spliced from 11 exons. Gene Ontology annotation, cellular component: ribonucleoprotein granule; mitochondrial matrix.